This is a messenger RNA of Spathaspora passalidarum NRRL Y-27907, 1650 nucleotides long. Its product is annotated as ion transporter. Gene Ontology annotation, biological process: transmembrane transport. Gene Ontology annotation, molecular function: transmembrane transporter activity. Gene Ontology annotation, cellular component: fungal-type vacuole. Bases 1 to 1650 code for a protein of 549 amino acids. The transcript has a single exon. The record is from RefSeq and is a predicted model, not a curated record. NCBI's taxonomy places the organism in Eukaryota, Fungi, Ascomycota, Pichiomycetes, Serinales, Debaryomycetaceae.
AUGUCCGAUUUAGAGCAACAAUAUAGCAUCUCUGAACCAGAGAUGGUACCAGGGACCAUCCAACUUAUUGAUGUCCUUGGUAAUUUAAACGUGAAAAAGAAUGAAGAAUCAGGGAACAUCAUCCUUCAACCACAACCCACUUCAAAUAUCAACGACCCAUUACGGUGGUCAAAGUUUAAAAAGAAUUUUCAAUUUUUUUUAGUAUGGAUAUGGUGUUUUAUGUUUGCCGUGACUACCAAUUUCUAUGGUCCUUUGUUUGAUGUAUGGGUUGAAGAUUUAAGUUGUACCUAUGACCAACUAGGUAUUAGCGUUGCUAUCUGUUUCAUGUUUCUUGGAGUGGGAGUGUUGAUUGUCCAACCCACCGCUUUGAAACUUGGGAAAAGAUUCACAUACUUGUCAUGCACUGUUCUCGGUAUAAUAGGUUGUGUUCUUGGAGCUAAGGCUAAUACUAUUGGAAACAUUUAUUUAUAUCAAGCAUUUACCGGGUUUGCUGCUGCCCCAGUUGACUCAUUAGCUGAAAUCACAUCAACAGAUAUUUACUUCCAACACGAAAGAUCAACAGCAUUUGGGUUGGUAAUUCUUGCUCUUUAUGCUGGGAGUUAUUUAGGACCAGUAGCUUGUGGAUAUGUUGUGGAUGGUAUUGGAUGGAGAUGGUGUUUCUACUUACAGAUUAUAAUCUAUGUGGUCAUAUUCUUUUUCUUUUUAUUUACUAUGGAAGAAACUUCAUUUAGAAGGGACUCUGAUGCUGAAGAUGAGUUCGAAGAGGCUAUUAUUACCCAAACCAAAUCACCUAAAAUGCAGAAUAUCACCCUGAUCAAGGAAGAAAUCGAUGAAAACUCCAUUGACAACAGUUCAAUUGAUGAAUCCAUACCUAAACUAACUUAUAAACAACGCAUGAGAAUAAUUCAUACUGAGUAUAAUGACCCCAGAUCAUGGCUAUGUAUCUUCUACCGUCCUUUCUUCUUGGUUACUUUCCCUGCAGUUAUGUGGGGUGGGUUAGUCUACGGAGCUCAAAUGAUGUGGUUAUCCUUGAUCGGUAACUCCCAAAGUAUAAUAUAUGGAGCAGAUCCUUAUAAUUUUCUGGCCAAUGGAAUUGGAUUGACUAAUUUAGGUGCAUUUGGAGGGUGUGUAUUUGGGAUGUUGUAUGGUGGUUAUUUUGUAGAUUGGAGUACUAUCAAAUUGGCAACACGUAAUAACGGGAUUUUAGAGCCAGAAUUCAGAUUAUAUAGUAUGAUUGUGCCUACUAUUAUCAAUGCUGCCGGGUUGUUGGCAUAUGGGUUAGGAUCAGCCUAUGGAGCUCAUUGGGCGAUUUCCGUAGUUAUAGGUCAAGGAUUCUUAGGUUUUGCCAUGGGAUCAUCAGGUUCAAUUUGUUUAACAUAUGCUGUUGAUUGCUAUCAUAAAUUGGCCAGUGAAAGUAUUGUGCUUAUCUUGUUUAUUAGAAACAUGAUUGGAAUGAUCUUUUGUUUUGUAUUCAUGCCUUGGUUGGAUGGAUGUGGGUUGAAGUUAACCACAUGGUUAAUGUUUAUGUUAGCUAUACUUAUCAAUGGAAGCUUUGUUGUUCUUGUUAAAUGGGGUAAAGACCUUCGGAGAUGGACUGCUCCUAGUUAUGCAAAGUAUUCUAAUCCUAAGUUUGGAGAAUUGUUUAAGUAA